Messenger RNA from Neocloeon triangulifer, 998 nucleotides. RefSeq lists its product as uncharacterized. The transcript is spliced from 4 exons. The coding region runs from base 60 to 998 and encodes 312 amino acids. The record is from RefSeq and is a predicted model, not a curated record. Lineage: Eukaryota; Metazoa; Arthropoda; Insecta; Ephemeroptera; Baetidae.
CUGAAGCAAGUGGUCGGUGAUCUCUUAAAUCUUCUGGUCUGAAUUUUUGAAAAAUUAUAAUGGUACAAAAACUGCUCUUCACGAUGACUGUCAUCAUCUCUGAUUUUCUACCCAACACUCUUCAAGCGGCAGUGCCCGCGCUAUCUCCAGGAGAAAUGGGAUCUGAUGUGAAAUUUUUUACUGAAACUGGCAUUUGGGUCAAAGAUGUAGCUGAACCUGAGGAAUAUUUCCCUGAAGAUGAGGGAUUUAUUGAGAUGCCAAAAGAGAGUGUGGCACCAAAAGUGAUCACACUCACUAGCACCACAACCAAAGCUCCUGAAAUAAAAUUGGGAAGAAAAUUGCUUGGCCUAUCUAUUGACGAUGAGCCCGACAGCGACAAUAAAUGGCCGCCAAGAACACUGAGAAGAACACCACUUGAUGCAAUUAAGCAACGCCACAAAGAAGUUAAUUUUUAUUAUCGCAGUCAUUUUAAAAAAACUAGCGGCGAGACCUCGUCAUUGAAGAACAAUAAGAAUAAUGCAAAAAAGACCGUUGCUAAAAUUUUCAAACCACCAACCUCUUCUCGUAAACAAUUACUGCGAAGACGUAUUCGGUCAACUUCAAUCAAGCCAGUCGCUCUUGGACAGGUCAAAUUGCCCACAACCACCGAUGCCACCACGUUGACGGACAAAAAGGUAAAUACGUCGUCGUUUUCAUCAACAUCACUCUCGAUCGGGACAGGCGGAGCAAACACACACAUCAUGUUCAUUCCAUCCAGAACGACUACAAAAGAGCCGAGCACGACUACUUCUUCCACAACCGAAAUUUCCACAUCAGAAGAACCUGCCCGACCUGCAAAUCCAACAGAACCCUCAAAACCUUGCAAAAACCCAAAGGAGAAAAAAGAAGAUUUGGCCGAUGAGAAAAUUUUAGAGGGCAGCGGUGGAGGCGCGCCGAGCGAAGACGAUUGCUUGCACGAACCUACGGUUCUUCCAAUUAUUAUUCCGAACGAUUGGUAA